Messenger RNA from Diorhabda carinulata, 3872 nucleotides. Its product is annotated as voltage-dependent calcium channel subunit alpha-2/delta-3-like. Gene Ontology annotation, molecular function: voltage-gated calcium channel activity. Lineage: Eukaryota; Metazoa; Arthropoda; Insecta; Coleoptera; Chrysomelidae. Bases 83 to 3733 code for a protein of 1216 amino acids. The record is from RefSeq and is a predicted model, not a curated record. Gene Ontology annotation, cellular component: voltage-gated calcium channel complex. The transcript has 23 exons.
AGAAAGUGCGAAUAUUUCGAAUCCGGAUGCCUUUUUGUUCCGUUAUCUCAUUUUAUAAACAUUUAGUAUAGUUAAAUACGAAAUGAAACAUAUUUUGGUGUUAAUUUUAGUUCUUGUUAUGAUACUUCUUAGUGAAAGUAGAGAGCUGGGCGAAGAAAUGAAAAUGGUUAAAAAAUCGGUAUCCAAGUGGGCUAAAACAAUAGGUUGCAAAUUAACUAAUUUAAGUAGAAAAAUGACAAGAGAAGAAGAAGUCAAGAAGAGUUUUAGUGUGUUAAAAAAUAAAAUUAUUCGAGACGAUGCUGCUGAUCUAGUCCAUGAUAUUGCUGGAGAUAUUGAAACAAUGAUGAAAAAGAAAGAAGAAGCUGUACAUAAUAUUGCUGAUUAUAUGGAAUUCAUACACUAUCAUCGAAACGACACACCCCUAUUUGAAAAUGGUACCUACUAUUACUUCAAUGCAGACAAUUUAACUAACGUUGAAAAUACAUCGGAAAAUUUGGAAAAUAUACGUCGUAUAGUUUUGAAUAAUGAAUGUCACUGGAAGUGCGAGCAACCAACUAGCUCAAAUUUGAAAAACAACCGAUUCGUUGAUCUAAAGAGGCGUGUUCAUCUUUUCGAUCGAAGAGAAAAUGAAGAAAGUAGGGAGUGUAAUUGUAUACACCCUCCAAUGAAAGAGAGGAGUCCGCUAACUUAUCUCAAGCUUCCUUUAAGUUACGAUCCUAAAUUUCAGGAGAAAGUUAAUAUGGAACUGAGUAUUGCAAAACUAGCUCUGAAUGUUUAUCAAAGAGAGCAAGAUGUUUUGGAAGGUUUGAGAUGGUCCGAGGCUUUAGACUUGGUAUUCAAAGAAAAUGCUAGGAAUGAUCCUACUUUAAUUUGGCAGUAUUUUGCCAGUCCCAAAGGAUUUAUGCGUCACUAUCCUGCUGUGAAAUGGUCGAACGAACAGUACACGAAAACAUACGAUUUCCGUACACGUACGUGGUAUACGGAAGCUUUCACGUCUCCUAAAGAUAUAAUAAUCUUAAUCGAUAGAUCAGGCUCAAUUAUUGGAACAAGACGAGCAGUAUCAGAUCAAAUUGUGAAUCAAAUUCUCGAUACACUUAACGACAAUGAUUUUGUUAACAUAUACACUUUUGCUAACUUUACUGAGCCGCUUGUGAAAUGUUUCAACGAUACGCUAUUUCAGGCUAACGAAGAAAACUUACGUUUACUUAGACAAGCGGUGCCAGUGUAUGAAGAAAUGUUUGUAGCAAAUUUAACCCUUGGUAUAGAUAAGGCUUUUGACAUUUUGGAAAAUUUCAGAAGAACAAGAACAAGCGCCAAUUGUAAUCAGGCAAUAAUGCUUAUAACGGAAGGUCUUGAUUACGAUUACAAUAAAGAGAUAUUUUCCAGCAGAAAUUGGAAAAAAGGUUUCCCUGUAAGAAUUUUCACUUAUCAGAUAGGACAAGACUCAACGGACGCUAAAGAAUUAGAAUGGAUUGCUUGUUCAAAUAUGGGUUAUUGGGGAAAUAUGACUGUUAUGGGUGACAUAAGAGAAAAAAUGCUCCAAUAUCUAAACGUAAUGUCCCGUCCAAUCAAUUUAAGUAAUAAUAAAAACCUAACCUACAUUUGGAGUUAUCUCCAUGUAGAUCUCGCAGAUAGGAGGUUAUCAAAUUGGUUAUGGAAAAAAUUUGAAGGAAUUAGACAAAGAGAUGUAUUUUUGGAUCAUAUUAAAAGAGUAAUUUUCAGAACCAAAAAGAGGCUUACAUAUGAAAAUCAUGUUCUUCUACAGGAAACUUACACCUAUCAAACGUAUUUGAAAUAUCAGAAGAAAACAAUGGAGUAUAAAUAUAUGACAACAGUAUCUUUACCUGUUUAUGCAAGGAGAAAAAAUGAGUACGAACUCCUAGGAGUUGCGGGAGUGGACGUUCCUCUCAAGUUAUUUAAAGCACUUAUUCCAUAUGAGAGGCUUGGAGUCAACGGUUAUGCCUUUAUAGUAACAAAUAAUGGCUAUAUCCUCUUCCAUCCGGAUCAUCGAACAGAGUUUCAGUACAUUUUGAAGCCAACAUUCAAUAGGGUGGACAUUUUGGAAGUUGAAAUAUUAAAUGAUGACCAGGAACCACGAUUAUUUGGUGAAGAGGUCGUCAAGUUUCGUGAAAAACUAGUCAAUCAGAACGCCAGUGACCACAUCAACCUAAAUGUUAAAUAUGCUCUUAAUAAUAAUAAGCGGCUCAUGCUAGGAACCAGACACUACUAUUUUGCUGCAGUUGGCCCGUUCACUUUGGGAGUAGUACUACCAGACAAUUAUGGUUUUGUUAUUGUUAAUAAAACUUUAUUAACACGACCCAGCACUAAAACUAGUAAAGAUUUAUUACAGUCAAAAUAUUGGAAAGUGCAUCCAGAUUGGAUUUACUGUGAAAAAUGUAAAGGUGAAACCCCAGAAGCUAAAAUUAGAGAUGCAGUUGAGAAGCGAGAGCACUCAUCACUCCUAAAUUCACUUUUAUAUGACAUGAAUGCAACACAAUGGUUUGAUAAGUACAAGAAAAUGGGCGCCGAAGAGAAACAAUAUGUCAUAGAUUACCAGGUACAUAAGGUAUUCUUAGCAACUUACUCGGGUUUAACCAGGUGGGGUAACUUUGGAGAUUUGAAUAAUACUCACGAGGAAGAUGAAGAUAAUUUUGAAACAAGAAAUAAUAGAGCUAUUGACGAGGAUUGGUACAGAAGAGCGGUUGAGCUUAAUUAUAAAGAUGAGGAUAUGUUUAUUUAUGCAGUUCCCUUCGAAACAUCAGGUUAUGAAGACAAUACAAUGAUAACUAGUACAAAGGCCAUAUUUGUAGGACACGGAGACAAUAGGAGUCCAUUAGCUGUCGUUGGCUUACAAUUUAACCACAGGGAAAUGUACGAAUGGUAUAACAAUAUAACAACUAAGUGUGAAGGAAAAAACUGUAGAACUUGUAAACAAGAAGACUUGAACUGUUACAUCUUGGACAAUAAUGCGUAUGUAGUUCUAAGCGACGAACGCGAACAUAUUGGGAGAUAUAUCGGUGACAUUAGACCAGAUAUUUUAUCUUAUUUGAUAGAUGACAAGAUAUUCACACCAUACAAAAUGUACGAUUAUCAAGCUAUUUGUCAAAAGAUACCACCAAAGAAAUUGCCUGAGAUUGUACGAAUACGGAAGAGAAAGGAGAAAAUGGCGAGAAGAAAACCGAAACCUGUUAAAAGCUCAGCUUCUCCAACUUUUCUGAAAAUAAUGAAUCAUUUUAUAUCCAUAAAAAAUUGGUUUAUAAGUACUAUCUACUUACUGAUUAAUAUGGUUAGAGGUCAAGAAGAAGAAGUCUAUAACAGUACUAAAGAAGAAUAUAUUAAUUUCGCAAAGCUUAUAAUAGAAAAGACGGUCCCAACGCCAUGCGAUCAAGAAAUGUGGAUGCUUAAUGUUAACAAUAAAUCGAAAUUUCCUUUCAGUCGUUAUGUCGAAGGAAGUAGAUUUGAAUGCAGUUGGCCUUACGUAAUAGAUAGAAUUCCAAACACGAACCUACUAUUCCUGGCGACAAAUGAUAGAGAUGACGCUUGUAAAACCGGCUUUCCUAAAAUUUACUCCAAUACACCCCAAGAAAUUAUUUACAAUACUUCUUUACCUUGCUAUAUAGCUACUAUGAACAAUUACACCAGAAGAACGUAUAUGAAAUGUUAUAAUAAGAAUGAAAAGGAAGACCAUCUCAACGAGCAUAGCAGAUAUUAUUGCGGACAUACAUGGAAGUAGAGAAACAGUUAUAUCUAAACAAAGAUUCAGUUUAAUUCAAAGAAGUUUGCAUAAGUUGUUUUUUUAAAUUGGCCUCAUGCUUGAAUCCAUAAAUCAAUGCAUAUAAAGAAAAAUAAUGCCAAUACAUUUUUAAUGUGCA